Messenger RNA from Gallus gallus (chicken), 7839 nucleotides. It is a transcript of the gene FGGY, whose product is annotated as FGGY carbohydrate kinase domain containing. Gene Ontology annotation, molecular function: kinase activity; phosphotransferase activity, alcohol group as acceptor. The coding region runs from base 5953 to 7692 and encodes 579 amino acids. Gene Ontology annotation, biological process: carbohydrate metabolic process. The transcript is spliced from 21 exons. Lineage: Eukaryota; Metazoa; Chordata; Aves; Galliformes; Phasianidae. The record is from RefSeq and is a predicted model, not a curated record.
CCUCGCCGCCACCGCCGCUUCCAGGCAGGGCCGGCGGCUGUUGCGGCGCUCCGGGGCGGGCGCACGGCGCCGUGGGGCCGCCCCCGCCCCGCAGAGGGGCCCAGCGCCGGGCGGGCGUGCCUGGGGUGGCGGCGGCUCGGCAUCGUCUCCUCCCGUCCCGGGGAGCCCCGGCGGGAGGGGAGGGGCGGCCCGGCUCCCCUCGGCCCCGGCUUUCCUCAGCCGCCGCGGUGAGCGGUGUGUCCGUUCCCAGGCCCGGGAGCUCCCCAGAGUAACAGAGGGCAAGAAGCUGGCAGGAAGGAGCCGGGUUCAGGAUGGGUUUCCCUAAAGUCGUCCUCCCGGGGGAGGGGACGGCUUCCCGGUUGUAGGGCGCUGUGCUGCUAUUAGUGCGUGAGAGCAGCUUGGCAGGGGGGGAACGGCGGGAGAUGGAGGGAUCCGGUCGGGGAGGGACGUCUGUGCUGCUCCGGAGCUACGGGGGACAUCUCCAGACCGCCUCGACUCGCAGCUCAGCUGAUUGAGCUGCCCGCGCCGUGCGGCCGGACGGGAACGCGGGGCAACAAGUGCUGCGGCUGCUGCUUCGCUGCUGGGUUCCAUCGCUUUGUACGAUACGCCGAGCUGACAAACUUAACUCUGGGUUUGAAGAUGCACUUUAAAAUUCUCCAGUGCUGUUUUUUUUUCUAGAUGUAAUGAUAUAAUUACCAGUUACAGUAUAGGAAGCAACAAUGAAAUAAACAGAAACAAAAAGAGCUGUGAGUUAAAAGUGAACGUCUGAAUGCACUGAUAGAAGUUACUGCUCCUUUUUUAUAGAAUCCCCUCUUGGUCCCCCAGCUGUGCCCUCCUGACUUCAUUUCACCCAUGCGUGCUGGAAUCACACCGCCAAUACAUGCAUCCGUGUAGGUUUGUGCUAGAAGUCCAUGACAUAAACUACAGAGUUUGCUCACGAAUGUGGGACUUCUUAGCAUGUGCUACAGGUCUGUGCACAGCCUUCACGUAGGCAAUGAGCACCUGUGUGCAGGUAAUUCAAACUGCCCAGCUGUUUCUGUAGCUUCAGCAGCACUUAUUGCAUGUGCAUAGGAAAGUCUCUGAAAGUCAUCAGUGUUAGAAGCAGCUACCCAGCUCUGUCCUAAGCUUUACAUACAAGAUAGAGGCCAGAGUCUGACUCCUGGCACAGGAGCUGAGGGACACCGAGCAAAACUGGCAGAUGGCAGGUUCAGAAUGAAUGAAAGAAAUUGCUUUGCAGAGCUGUUCAGCUGUGGAACACCUUGGCAAGAGGGUGCCGUGCGAACGGGAGGAUUUUAAAGUGAUUAGAUGAAGUCACAGGAGAGAAAUCUCUCAAGGGCUAUUGAGUGCAGUGAAUCUGGCUCUGGAAAUCCCAAAGCUGUAAAUGGCUUGUGUCUGGGAGAGCAUCCCAGGGCAAAACUUCUGCGUGUGUGCCCUGGUUUUGUGUGCCUUAGGUAUCCAGUCUUGGUGACUGCAGGGUGUCUCACUGGGCCUGUUGGGGCUGUCCUGGUGUUCUUGCUGUGUCCACACUCCCACUUAGUCUGUAAACGAUCCGGCUCUGUUGUGUCAGCAUACCAUUUUGGUACAUGUAAGGGGCUUGUCUAUGCAAAGAAGAAAUUUGGGAGAAAGGGAAGACAUGAAUUUUAAGCAUUUUACUGUCUGGAGGUUUUUAUUUUAAAAUGAUUUUUAAACUAAAAGGUUUUUAUGUGUGUGGUUUUUGUUAUGUAGGAAGCUGUUGCAAGUCUUUUGCUUUAGUCAGUUUUCUGUAUAAACAAAUAACCCUGACAAAGGUUGUUCCAAUUAACUGUUGACAUAUUUAAUUUGUCAAAGUGUUGUCCUUUUGUUUCCUCUGCACAUCUGUUUUGUCCUAGAAAGCGGCAUGCAGUCUGCAUAUCAGGGAGCACGGUCAGUGUAGCUUUAACCACUCCAGCCUGGUAAGCAGUCCCUUACAGCCCGUCCACAUCAGCCCCACCUGCAUGGAUGCAGGAUUUUCAUUGGCCUCAGUGAGUGUUGGAUUGGGCUGGAGAUAUUCACUCAAAGUCAUUUCAUUUCUUUGUUCUUUUUUUAUCCCCAGCCCAUUUUAGUUUUUUUUUACUUCCUUCCUUUUAGAGAGGUGCAGUUUAGGACUAGACAUUCCAGUUCGCCAGAGACGUGUUGCUACUGAGGCCCAUAGCUAUGGGGGACACCCAUCAGUCCACUCAUUAUGUUAAUUACUACUCACUUAAAGGUUACCUGGUUGAGGCUGGUAAUAGACAGCCAACUUGCCCAUAAAGGUUGCGCGUAGCAGGAGAGCUCUGAAACCCAAGACAAACGCUCUUUGCUGCUCUGAGGGAUUUCAGCAUUCUGAUCCCGUUCUGAUCCCGACAGGGGAUGGGUGCCAAGUGGGUGCUUGGCCAUGGGCAGGGAUCUCAGCUCGGCUCUCAGCACAGCGCUGGGCUCCCACCUGAGUCACGGAGCGCUGCUCAGCGGGAGCGGGCCCUGUGCGUGCAGCGACAGCAAUCCUCCAUGGCUGUCAGCCGAGGGGCUGGGAGCUUGGGGCUGUGCUCUGGUCUAUUAAGCAGCUAUUACUUGAGGGCUUUCCCCUCUUUCCUGAUGUCCUUAAGCAAAUACUCCUUUAGAAGAAGAAAUCGCUUACCGGCCCAUUUAUAAACCAUGGCCAUUUACAUGUCCCAAUAAACUAACUUGUGGGUAGGGACUGGGAAUUAGCUGCAUAUCUCUGUUGCUGUGAGAGGCAGAUGCUCUGACCAGCAUAAUGCAGGUUUUGAUUUAUAAAGUUCUCUAAUCAAUCAAUACGAGAUUGACUGAGGCAAUCAGAUAAUCUGAAUAAUUAAAUGGCUUUUCAGAGACAAAUUAAAAUUUCUUAUACGUACUCCAUCCAUCUAAAUUAUGUCUGGUGUCCAGGAAUAAAUAGGUUGGUUGGUUUGUUUCAGGCCUGUAUCACAAGUGCUUUUUGCUUAUUUCUGGAUCAUUAGAAAAAACAAAUGAUAGGUUUUUACUGUUUCUACAUUGGAAACAGUGCUCACAGAAUGAGAGUGCUUGCUUGCACGCAGAGUAUUUUUGUUUUUGUUUUUUUAAGCUUAGGUGUCUUACAACAUCAGAGGAGUUCCGGUGUUAUUCUUAUAAAUGCUUCUCUUCAUUUAUUUGCUUUUGACCCCCUUUGUGCUUUCCAACAUGACACCUUCUUCACCUCUGCAUGAGGUAAGACUGAGAAUCCACGGACCUUCUCCAACAGCUUCCCUUUUUGAUGAACUGCUAUAGAGCACGUCUGCCCUGCUGAGGGAGGGGGAAGGGUCGGAAGGAGCAACAAGUGUAUUUCUUUUAUUUUCUGUAUCAGAGCAUGGUGGAAGAGGCCAGGGUUGUGAGGGCACGGGGAGCAGAGUUUCCUUGGGGUAAGUGGAAGUAAAAAUAAUUCACAGGUACUCCUCAAGGUGUGUUCUCAGGGCUGGUUCAACUCCACCUCAGCCUGCAGUGCAAGAGGUGUGGCAGAGCCGCCACAUCGUCCACCCCCGGCUUCCGGCCCCACGGCCGCUCCUUCUGCUCUUUGCCCUCACCAGGGCUCACGUGGCCUCGUGGGGAUCCAGGAACUGCGUCUGGCUGAGAGCUGAAUUUAAAAAGUCAUCCUUGAGGGUCCAAGGGAGAGGUGUGAAUGCACAGGGGGUCUCUGAGCUUGAUGUGAAAAACCCUGAAACCAGAUCUGUAAGACAGGACAGAACACUUGGUCCUGAGCUAGCAUUUGCCCAUGAAAAGGGUUCCUACAAGCACUUGUAAAUGAAUAUCGUGUCCAUCUCCUCCACCCUCAAUUAGUCAUCGCAUAACCAAGCUACAUGCGUUUAGUCCUUUUCAUCUUUCUUCUUGUCAAGCCCUUUAGCCUGUCCCCCUCACCUACUCAUCCCACCAAUCAUUUUAAUUAAUCUCUGAAUUUCUUUGAAACUACUACUUUGUGGAAUGGAGGAAAAUGAGUAGGUUACAGAGACAAGAUUGUGAAUGAUGGAGGUGGGGCAAAGUUAGGAGACUUUGCAAGACCUGUUGGGUUACCUCUGGGGCAGGACGGCAAUGCUGGAUGUAAACAGAGAGAGAGUAUAGAAGUGAGGGAGGAACCACUAAAAACAGUUGUUGGGUUUUUUUCAUUUUAUUAAGAAUACUGUUGGAGCAUUUCAAACCUUGGAUGUUUUAUGUGCAGCAAAAAAUGAGUGAAAGAUGUGAUAUGAAUGUCUUUAAAGUGGAGAGGAUGACCUUCUGUUUAGUUAUUUGUAUUACAUUGCUUGCUGUUAUUUUUUUUCCAUUCCUUGCUAGCUUCAUAGAGGCUUUGAGUUAUCACUGCAGUUACUCAGAAAUAUAUUUUCAAAUAAUGAAUUAACUUUUUUUUGUUAUUCAAACAGCUCUAUGUAUUUGCAUAAUUUCUGAUGAAAAACCUGGCUGAAUAGAAGCUAGCUACUUUAUUUAGAGCAUAUCCAGUGUUCUGAGAAAUGGAGAGUUGGGCAAAGUUCCUAUCCUGUGGAUCUUACACUUAAACAAUCCCCAGCACAUGACCAAGGCUGGCAGAAAGGCAGCUGAUCCACAGUGGGAGCCCAAAGAGUGAAGAGAGUUUGAAGGAUGCUCGAAGUGGUGGCUCAGAAGCAGACUGUUCGGUCUCCAGUGACUCAGAUGAGAAGUGCAGUGGGUCUCAUCCAGAUGAACCAGGUACCCUUCGAUCUCUGAGUCCUCCAAUGGUCUUGCAAUGGCACUCUUUUUCUGCCAUGAAAACGUGGGAAUCCCUGAUUUAAGGCUAAUCCCAUGAAUUGCUAAAUGGCCUCAUGCCCACUGACUCAGGAAAGCGUACAUAAACUGGGUAAAUCCACCUUUCUCUCCCUGGCCACUUCCAUGCUAGGGCUGAGCAUGCAGUGCCAAAAGGAAAGGACAGAAUGCUCUGGCAGACAGACAUGCAGGAUUUCCUCCCUGCUGCCCUUCAUGAUGCUCUGCCAACUCCCAAGGACAGCCCCUAGCAAUCAAUUCAUUUUCCUGGACAUAAUUUUAGAAAAGACCUGGGAGGAAGAAAACCUUUCCUGACGCUUUUUUUAAUGGAAUGAACUAAUUUCUGGAUCUCAUAUCUGGAACAACCGUUCUGCUUGCUACGAGGUGAACACGGGGGACCUAAGGUGAGGAACUGAGCUCUGACCCUCUGUCCAACAUCAACACACACUCCUGAAAUGGCUUCUGCUCUUCAUCUUUCUCACCCUGCAUAAGAGACCUUGGGGCGGUCUGGAGACAUGGUAGGAAGAACCUGUGCACAGUGUGAAGCAGCACAGCCUCCGGCUGCUCCAUGGAUACCACUGAUGUGAGGAAGGGCUUUCUGCAAGGAGUUGAGGGGGAGCAGAUGUAUCAGACAGUUUGGAAGUUGCGAUACAAAGGCAUUUUGCAAGAAGAUGGCUUAGGCUGAGUGAGAAGCCUGGCAGGAGGUUGAAUUUGCUGGAAUUUGUUUUCAGGAGGAGACUUAUACACAGCAUUUAGUUCUUUUGUGACUGAAUCUAAAAUCAUUUGGUGUUUUCUAUUUGUCAGAAAGCCCUGGUUCUUCUGUCAUCUGAUUAUGUGAGGCUUUCAGCCUUCAAUUAAAAAUAAUUCUUCUGGUUCUUCGGGUCAUAGAGAAAAUCUUCACCACAGAUAAUCCAGUUUGAAAGCUGAACGCCUGGAGUGCAAACUGCAUCCCUUGGGGCAACAUGUGGGUUUCCUGGCAGUAUUCACUGUCUGAUGUUUUUAGAAGUCAUCAAGACCCAAUCAGAGCUGCAAAACAUAUUUGGGUUUUUAGGCCAUGUAAUUUACCUAAAAUGUGGUAAAUCUGUGGGAGGAAGAUGGAACAGCCCAGAAAUGGCAUCGUUUUGACACAUGGAAGACAGUGAUUCAGAUAUUUCACAGGUACAUGGGCUACUGCAAAUCUGCAGCUCAUGAAACAACUUGACAGUGCUUAGAGAAGAAAAGGGAAUGUCGGUCCCCUUUCCAUCUUGCCAACUGGUCAUUUUGUUUUGCUGCACAAGCAGAGGGCUCAAGGAAGAGGCUUUACUGAAAAUGCACAGUAAGAAGCAGACAUCAGUGAAAUACUAUGUUGGAAUUGAUGUUGGAUCAGCAAGUGUUCGUGCAGCUUUGGUGGAUGAGUUUGGGACAGUAGUGACACAUGCAGAACAACCAAUACAAAUCUGGGAACCUCAACCAGACCACUAUGAACAAUCCUCUGCUGACAUAUGGGCUGCUUGUUGUGUAGUCACCAAGAAAGUUGUCUGUGGUGUUGAUGCCAGACAGAUUCGAGGGGUUGGAUUUGACGCUACGUGCUCCCUUGUUGUUGUGGAUAAACAGUUCCAACCUUUAGCUGUCAACUCACAAGGGCAAAACAAUAGGAAUGUUAUUAUGUGGAUGGACCAUCGUGCAGUCAGUCAAGUAGACCGAAUCAAUGCAACGCAACACAGGAUUUUGAACUAUGUUGGGGGAGUGAUGUCUGUGGAAAUGCAGCCUCCUAAGUUGUUGUGGAUAAAGGAAAACUUACGAGAGUCAUGCUGGGAGAAGGCAGGCUACUUCUUUGAUCUUCCAGAUUUCUUAUCUUGGAAAGCCACAGGUGUCACUGCAAGGUCCUUAUGUACACUAGUGUGCAAGUGGACGUACACUUCAGAUGGAGGUUGGGAUGAUAGUUUCUGGAAGAUAAUUGGCUUGGAAGAUUUGGUGAAGGAUAAAUAUGAAAAAAUAGGAAACCACGUCUUGUCUCCUGGAGAGUCUGUUGGAAAAGGUCUAACGCCAGAAGCUGCAAAAGAACUCGGUCUCCCCGAAGGGAUUGCUGUGGCAGCAUCUCUCAUUGAUGCACAUGCUGGAGGACUAGGAGUAAUUGGAGCAGAUGUGAGAGGACAUAACCUGCCAUGUGAAAACCAGCCAGUUACAUCACGAGUUGCUCUGAUCUGUGGAACAUCUUCGUGCCACAUGGGGGUCAGUGAAACACCUAUUUUUGUUCCUGGUGUGUGGGGGCCUUAUUUCUCUGCCAUGGUACCUGGAUUGUGGCUGAAUGAAGGAGGUCAAAGUGCUACAGGAAAACUGAUAGAGCAUGUGGUCCAAGGUCAUGUUGCCUUCCCGGAAUUACAGUCCAAAGCUGCAGCCAGUGCUCAAAGUAUAUAUACAUACUUGAACAGUCACCUGGAUCUGAUUAAGAAAUCCUUGCCUGUGGGUUUCCUCACUGUUGAUUUACAUGUUUGGCCAGAUUUCCAUGGAAACAGAUCUCCCUUAACAGAUCUGACACUAAAGGGCAUGGUUGUUGGACUGACACUGUCUCGGGGUCUGGAUGAACUUGCCCUUAUCUACUUGGCCACGAUUCAAGCAGUUGCUUUAGGAACAAGACAUAUUUUGGAAGCUAUGGAGGCUGCAGGCCAUCAUAUCAACACCCUGUUCCUGUGUGGUGGGCUGAGCAAGAACCCCCUCUUUGUGCAGAUGCACGCUGACAUUACUGGCAAGCCUGUUGUCCUGUCCAAAGAAGUGGAGUCUGUUCUGGUGGGUGCUGCUAUUCUUGGAGCUUGUGCUUCUGGGGAUUUUGCAUCUAUACAGGAGGCCAUGGCAAAAAUGGGAAAAAUCGGGCAAGUCGUGCGACCUAACCACGAACAUAAAAGAUUUUAUGACAAGAAAUAUGAAGUAUUUUUGAAACUUGUGGAACAUCAGAGAGAGUAUCGCUCCAUCAUGAAAAGCUCCUAAUCCAGUGGCAUCUUCUGGGAACGGCAGGGAUAAAUGCCUACGACGAGGCUAAUUUCAUCUUACUGUACCAUCCAUUGUAAAAAUACGAUGUUAUCAUUUUAAAUGUCCAUUUUUGUUGUUAAGGAGAAAUAAAAUGCACUCAAUUCA